Messenger RNA from Zootermopsis nevadensis, 3501 nucleotides. RefSeq names its product serologically defined colon cancer antigen 8 homolog. Gene Ontology annotation, biological process: establishment of cell polarity; centrosome cycle; tube formation. Gene Ontology annotation, cellular component: centriole; centrosome. The record is from RefSeq and is a predicted model, not a curated record. Lineage: Eukaryota; Metazoa; Arthropoda; Insecta; Blattodea; Termopsidae.
UGAAGAUGGCUGUCUUCUGGGUUGUUGCGCUGUGAAGUCUGGUAGAAGUUUACCGACGUUUCAGUAGUACUGCUACCUCCGUGUCCAUUGAAGCGUCGGUAAACUUUACCAGGCUACAUAGCGCUAUAACCGGAAGAUAGCCUUCUUAAUGUAUUAGAAUGGUAUGGACGUCGGUUCCAACCAUUAACAACCAAGCAUGAAAUCUGCUGGUCCCCACAAAAUGGAUUCAUUUAAAAAGCGAACUCCAGACUAUACGGACAUUGCAUACAGAGAAGCAGUUGCAAGACUCAGGUACUUGCUAGCAGAGUCAUAUUCCCCGCGCUCAUCUCCUACCAAGGGCUCUCAGAUUCUUAGAGCUGAUGACAGUGGAGAUGAAAUAGAAUCUGUGGCAUUAAGUGAGAAAUCUCGUCAUCAGCACCAGCAUGUCUUGACUCCAUACAAAGCCUCCAUGUAUGGGUCCAAACGUGCACUGUACACAGAUUCCACCACUAAACUACCACAGACUUAUAGCAUCCAGAACUUGCAGCACACAGCACUGGGAAUAGGGGCAGGAACAACAGAAGGCCCAGACUCAUCUUUGAAACCUGAAGGAGGUCUGCCUCCUCCUGAACUCAUGACGUUUAUUGAGCGGCAGGAGGAAUACAUUGAGCAGUUGGAGAAGGAGUCACAGUACUGUAGAGAUGAAUUAGCUGCGUUGUUGAGCAAAGUGAAGGAGGUGAUUUCUGAGAAUGAGGGUCUGCAUGAGAGGGAGAAGGCAGGUCUGCUCAAGUCAGUUUUUGACUGCUUUGAAACAGGUGAUGAAGAUGAUCAUGAAAUGGAGCCUGAAGAAAAGCCUGAGAAGCAGAAGCGAGAGAACAGCAAGAAACGUCUCGAAGGCCCAAGCAUUGUGUUUGAAUCACGGAUAAGUGAGCUUGAAGCACAGCUGACUCAGACCAAGAUGGACCUGAGGAAGGCCCUGGAAGAAGCUGACCUUUACAAAAAGAAGCUGGCUGACCAGCCGCUGAGCUUUGAGACCCACAGCCCAUUUAGUGCUGCAGACUGUCACAGUCAUCAGCAGCAGAUUGAAAGUUUACAAAAGGAGAAGGAUGCACUAAAUGAGAACCUGUUAAAACUGCAAGCUGCUGUCGCGCAGUUCCGUGAGAAGGAGGCAGAAGCAUCACUUAAAGUGAAGCGCAGCCUGGAUGUGGUAGACCAGGCUCAGUUUGAGAAAGCUCAGGCAGAACUGGAGGUGCGGCGGCUGAAGGAUGAGCUGGACCGACAGCAUGAGAAGAUGCGGGAGUUGUUACAGGAGCAGGGCCGCAAGGUGCAAGAUGAACGGAUGCAGCUGGAGCGACGUUACACACAGCAGAUGGAACAGCUCAAUACUGACCUCACUUGUCAAUGGGACUCCUCCAGCAAACUUCAGCUUGAGCUUGAGAAACAACGCCGUGUCGAGGUUGAUCUCCGCAGGGAUCUGCAGCAAAAGACAGUGACGAUUGAAGAACUUAAAAAGGAACUUCAGAAUAAGAUUGGCUCAUUGCAGACUGAGUUGGUGCAGGCAGCUGUGGAUCGUGGGUCUUUGGAGCAGGAGCUGGCUGCCAGCAGACUGGUAGUUGAGAGGGCAGAGCGUGAGGGCAGGCAGGAAGCAUCUAGACUCCAGGCAGAGGUUGCCGCUCUUCGUCAGCGUCUGGACAGAGCUGACGCGGAUCUGAUGCAUAGCCGAAGGGAGAAUCUGCGACUUACAGAACAGGUCGCCUCACUUGAGAGAGAGGUGAACCUUGCCAAGAUAACAAAGGAGAAUGCUGAUAGGGGCUCCUUGUCUCCCUUGAAGCAAAAGACAGGACAGCGAGAGAAGGAGCUGACUGCAAUGAUAAUGGAUAUGGAGGCUAAGCAUGUCCAUAAUGUUGCUGAACUUGAAGGCAUGAUUCAGUCCCAGAACCAAGUGAUGGAAAAACUGAAAGAUGAGUGUCACUCACUAACAGAGAAGCUGGAGGAGUCCUCCAACAGGCACAAGCGGGAGAGGGCCUGUUUAAGAGAAGACAAUGCGAUGUUGAUGGAUAAACUUGGGCAGCUGUGGGAGAUACAGAAGCAGCAGCAGCCCCUUCUUGUAGCGAGUAGUGAACAGGCACCCCACGAGCAGAUGAUGACACCUAUGCCAGAGACCCCACUGAGUCACAGAUUCAUUCAAGAUCUGAACAGUAUGAACCUGAGCAGUACAACCCUCAGCAAUAUCAGCAUUACCAACCUCAAUCCAGUCAACAACAGUACCAAUCAGAUCCCAGUCAACAUCAGUACCAGUCUGAGUCCGCUGAACAGCAGUAUCAGCUUGAACCCAAUGCACCAGCUACCAGUGAGGCUCUCGAGGCAGAAGAGUCACUCCCCCCACCUCAGCCUCAGUCCACGGAGGCAUGAGGUUGUGGACCCACUGCCACCACCACCACCUCCACUUACAUUAGAAGAUCUGGCUACUGACAGCGAUUCGUGAGACUUGCCGUCUGCACAGCUUGGUAUCUUCAGAACAUUGUCGUAGUGGUAGUAGUGCAGCUGCUUAGAAUUUCUGGAGGUAGGAUUAACAUUCCUGUUUGUUGCAUAUACAAGAAGCUGUUGUGCAUCAUGAGGCCUUGUUUCCCGUGGGAACAUUUGUCUAAUCCUUUCAGACCGCGAACACAAGUUAUGACAACACUUGUCACAUCAUGAUACCUACGCACUUGAAACCAGUACUGCAGAAGUAUGAAGUCUUGUCUGUGUUAACUGUUCAAAGUUCAUUUCUGAUAAAGAGUGUGUCACGAAAAGGAGGAGGAGAAUAGAAGAAGAAAAGCAAGAAGUUGUAUUUUUCAGGAUUGAAAAACUCUAUAUAAGUAUUUAUUUAUUCCUGAGUAGAUGGGUCUGAAAGGGUUGGAGUAAAAACUGUAACAUGUCUUACAGCUAAUCUACCUUCUAUAAUUUUACUUCUUUUGAUUUUUACAGGGAAUUGAGAAUAGACUUAUUAUUGUCAUCAUCAUAAUGAUCAGUAAUAUUGUUACAAUGUUUUGCAUGCCAAAUCAGUGUAUAUAGUUUACCUUAUUGAAGCAACGAGUCUGAUAUAUUAGUAGAUGUUAUCAUGAGGAAACAAGCCUGAUGAUACAAAUAGUUGUAAGAGAUUUGGGGUCUGGGAGACAUGAUUAAAUUGGUUAUAACAAAACUGAGGAAAGAGAUUUGUUCUGAUGUUCAUCACUUGUCAUGGAACAUGUCUGACGAAACAUGCUCCUUUGUGUAGAGAAACCUGCGCUCCUAGGCGGUGUAAUACUUAGAAAGAUGAAGUAAUAUAUGUCUGUUGAUUUUUUUGUUACAUUUUAGCUUAAUGAGAUCAUUUUUGUCAGCUUUAUGGAAUCAUCAUUUACAGACAUUUAUCGAGAAAUAUAAGUAUAAGCUUUGUGGCGUUGCUCAAAAGUAGGUUUCCUAUGCUCCUGCUUUGAACGUUUUAACAAAGUCCAGUCCUGAAAUGAUACUAUUAAUCUGUAUUGAGUAAUGGAUAAUCAUUUU